This is a messenger RNA of Humulus lupulus (European hop), 1149 nucleotides long. Its product is annotated as flavin mononucleotide hydrolase 1, chloroplatic. The record is from RefSeq and is a predicted model, not a curated record. The coding region runs from base 112 to 897 and encodes 261 amino acids. Lineage: Eukaryota; Viridiplantae; Streptophyta; Magnoliopsida; Rosales; Cannabaceae. The transcript has 7 exons.
GGUGUCAGAGAUACUCUUAGUUACGGAAGAAAUUGCUUGGUUUGAGCUUAAGCAAGCAAAUUCUCCUCCAACUUCCAUUAAAAACGAAUGAUUCUGUAGUUUUGUUUGAAAAUGGUUCUGUUACUGAGACUACCCACUGUUUGUUUUCCUCCAAGACCCUCCUCGUUACUUUCUUCAACAAGAAUGGCUCUCAAUUCCCUAAACUCCGAGAUGAACAGGUCCAGAACUUCUGUCCCAGAUUUUAGUUCUAAAACCACUCCGCUUAGCAAUAGAAAACUUCCCAUUCUUCUCUUUGACAUAAUGGAUACCAUUGUUCGUGACCCUUUUUACCACGAUGUUCCUGCCUUCUUCAGAAUGUCUAUGAAGGAACUACUAGAAUGCAAGCACCCAACUGCCUGGCUGGAAUUCGAAAAGGGGACAAUUGAUGAGGAAGAGUUAGCCAGAAAGUUCUUUAAAGAUGAAAGGCCAUUGGACUUGGAAGGCCUCAAAGACUGUAUGAAAAGCGGAUAUUUCUACCUUGAAGGAGUUGAAGAAUUGCUUAAUGCACUAAAAACAAACAACUAUGAGAUGCACGCUUUUACCAACUAUCCCAACUGGUGUGAAAUGAUUGAAGACAAGUUAAAAAUCUCAAGAUAUAUGUCCUGGACAUUCUGUUCCUUUAAGAAUGGAAAGAGGAAGCCUGAUCCUGAAUUUUAUUUGGAGGCAAUAAAACAUCUCGAAGUCGAUCCAGGAAACUGUGUAUUUGUUGAUGAUAGGAUAAAAAAUGUGGAGGCUGCUAUAGCUGUUGGGAUUGUUGGUCUUCAUUUUAAGAAUGCAGAAACACUGUGUCAAGAUCUGUCUCUCAUGGGCAUUGACGUUUCAGAUACUGAUAAAGAUGACCAAACUGGGGAUCAGUGACAUGAAAGUUUGCUGAAGACCACUUGUAUUGAUUCUUGCCACAAAGUUGAUUCAUUAACAACAAGCAAUAUACCAUUCCUUGCUUGAAGACGGUCGUUUUUCAGACUUCGACAUCGACAGUACAUAAAACGACAUGUCGUUUAGUAUAAGGGCUGUAGCUAAUAAGCAUAAACGCUAUGACAAAACUCUAUGUCGUUUAAUGAAAAAAAUGUUGGUUUCACUAAUAGUUCGUGAAAUCUUCUCUUUGUAGCA